Molecule: messenger RNA, 374 nt
Organism: Callithrix jacchus (white-tufted-ear marmoset)
Lineage: Eukaryota; Metazoa; Chordata; Mammalia; Primates; Cebidae
Source: RefSeq, a predicted model, not a curated record
CUGUUGCUGUCAGCCAGCCACCUUCUCCACGGCAACCAUGUGCGACCGGAAGGCCGUGAUCAAAAAUGCAGACGUGUCAGAAGAGUUGCAACAGGACUCGGUGGAGUGUGCUACUCAGGCACUGGAGAAAUACAACAUAGAGAAGGACAUUGCAGCUCAUAUCAAGAAGGAAUUUGAUAAGAAGUACAAUCCUACCUGGCAUUGCAUCGUGGGGAGGAACUUCGGUAGUUACUUGACACAUGAAACCAAACACUUCAUCUACUUCUACCCGGGCCAAGUGGCCAUUCUUCUGUUCAAAUCUGGUUAAAAGCAUGGACCAAAAAGGCCGGGCGUGGUGGCUCAUGCCUGUAAUCUCAACACUUUGGGAGGCCAAG